Molecule: messenger RNA, 2724 nt
Organism: Mirounga angustirostris (Northern elephant seal)
Lineage: Eukaryota; Metazoa; Chordata; Mammalia; Carnivora; Phocidae
Gene: ZNF597
Product: zinc finger protein 597
Exons: 4
Coding region: 266-1537 (423 amino acids)
Biological process (GO): embryo development; urogenital system development; regulation of transcription by RNA polymerase II
Cellular component (GO): nucleus
Molecular function (GO): DNA-binding transcription factor activity, RNA polymerase II-specific; RNA polymerase II transcription regulatory region sequence-specific DNA binding
Source: RefSeq, a predicted model, not a curated record
UUCCCGGCAGCUCCUGCGUAGAGGAGUGUGGGAGCUCCGCAGUGGCUGUGGCUCUCGGUCUAGAGUGCCUUUUGGGCGUCGCCCUCUGCUCUUUUUGCACUGGUAGCGGGAGACUUUCUAACAUCACUAGUCUCGGAGCGGUAGGUGGGACCUGGCCCGCCGAGGAGUCGGCCCCUCCGAGGCUGGGCUGCGGAGAGGAACCUUCAGUUCAGAUCUGUCUCGAAGUCAGUCUGGCCACUUGAGGAAGGCACUCCCACCCCCUGAGAUGGCGUCCACGCUUCCAACAACCGGGGCCCAGGGGCCAAUGCUGUUUGAGGAUCUGGCUGUGUAUUUUUCUCAAGAGGAGUAUGUGAGUCUGCACCCUGCCCAGAGGUCCCUCAGCAGAGACACUACACAGGAGUGUUUCGAGGAUAUGGCCUUGAUGGGAGGGGAAGGCAAGACUGAGAUUUCUCAACAGUUAAAUCUAGAGUCUGCGGGAUUUGAAGAACUUGCCCCAGAAAACUCCUCCAUCACUGUGCCCCUUAUCUAUUACCCAGAAAAAUCUGAGACUGGAGUUGGAGACCCAGAAAGGAAAGUAUCAGGUGGAGCUCCUGCUUGCAAGAAAAGGUUCAUAAGCCUAUUAGUUACCAUUGAAAACCAAACCCCAUUACAAGAACUGUCUCAGUGUUUAGGAACCGGAGCACUUUCUGAAAUUCUUGAAUUUCCUGGGGAAGAAGCCAAAAAUUUGUACAAGUGUCCUGAAUGUGACGAAAGCUUCAGUGAUAACUCAUACCUUGUUUUGCAUCAGAAAACUCAUUCAGGGGAGAAAAAGUAUAAAUGUGGUGACUGUGGGAAGAUUUUCAAUCAUAGAGCCAACCUGAGGACACACAGGAGGAUCCAUACUGGCGAGAAGCCUUACAAGUGUGCUGAGUGCGGCAGCAGCUUCCGCCAGCACUCACAUCUGUCUCGGCACAUGAAUAUCCACAUAAAGGAGAAACCCCACACAUGUGGCAUAUGUGGGAGAGGUUUUAUGUGGCUCCCAGGAUUGUCACAGCAUCAGAAAACCCACGCUGCCAAAAGAGCCUAUGAAUGUACUGACUGCGGUAAAUAUUUUGGGCAGAAAACAAAUCUUGCUUUGCAUGAGAAAACGCACACGUCAGCCACCCAGUACCAGUGCACGCAGUGUGUGAAGUGCUUCGGGCAGUCCUCACACCUCGUCCUCCCCGAGCAGGGCCAUGCAGAUGACUCUGAACACUGCAGUGACUGUGGGGAAAAUAUGCUUUUGUUCUCAAAAUUUAAACCUUUAAAAUGUCCUGAGUGUGCGAAGACCUUCCUUCGUGUCUCUGAGCUUAUUUCCCAUCAGAGCAUUCAUAGAGGGGAAAAGCCCCAUAAAUGCAAAACAUGUGCAAAAAGUUUUAUUUUGGACUCAGAGCUUGCAUGCCACCAGAAGAACCACACAGGAGAGGAACCUUUUAAAUGUACCAUGUGUGGGAAAAGUUUCAGGUUGAAUAUGCAUCUCAUUGUUCAUCAGCAAACCCAUACGAAAACCACCAUGUAAAUAUAGCAAGUUUUCAUUAACGCUGUGCUUCUCAGUAUCUAUACUGCAAACUGGGGACCAGUUACCCUUUAUGUACCAGGCACUUUACAUGCAUCCCAUGUCACAUGUCACUUAGUCUCCAUCACAACCUUGCUUUAGGCACUAUGAUUUCUGUUUUAUAACUGAAGAAGGAUAAUGUCACAGCUAGUGAAUGAAGCCAGGAUUCUAACUCAGUAACUCAGUCACUGUUCACAUUCCAUUUGUAUGAGCCAGAGAAUGAUAUGGAACUUUUUUUUAAAUUCAGUUUUCCUUAAAAUGAAAGUCUGGCUAGAAGUUCUUUUAAUUUUGUUACAUGGUUUCUAAGUAAGUUUUAGAAGAAGGAGAAUUUCCUUUUUCUUUCUUUUUUUUUUUCUUUUUGGCCAGUUCUGCAGAUCUAGUAUCUAGGAAAGUAAUCUGUCUCUGUCUUAUACUUUUUUGGGUUAUAACUAAAUGUAACAUUUGUAAGAGAUGAUAUUUCACAUGUGAAUUUCUGAUGUGGUUUAGGAGCUUUUACGCCUGUGUGAAAAGUUCCCAAAUAGAUGGGCAAGUUGGUGUCGUAAUGGCUAUUAGUAUCCUUGGAGUUCCAUUCUCAUAUUUCUGAUGCCACUGCCUUUGUGACUCAUUUGCAAGGAAUUUUGGCAAUCUGACUGUAGCCUUUCCUGGCACCCAACUUGAUCUAGGGAAAGAUACUUGCUCCUCUCUGGAAGGAGUUACCUCUAAGUCUCUACCAAAGUACAUUACCUGCCUUUCUAUGAAUAACAGUAACUCUUGUUUAGUGAACAUGCUAGAUGUUUUAGGGGUAUUAUCUAAUUUAAUCUUUAGGAUAAAUUUGACAGAGAAAGGGCUAUCCUCGUUUCAUAAACGAGGAAACUGAAGCCCUCGUAAAGUCAGUAUCUUGCUUAAGACAAAAAUAGGAAUGUGCUGAAGCUGGCAUUAACCUUGGGUGUCUCUGAUGCUGAAGGUUGUGCAUUCUUCAACCCUGUUAUGUGUUGGCAUUUGUGUUAGGACCACAAGCAGCCAGGAAGGCUGAGACGGGUGGGUGAGGAUAAUCAUCAUGGAGGCUACCCUGUGCACACGCAUCCUAGAACCCUUUCAUUGCCUUUGUGCUUUAUCCCAAGUCUGAUUUAAUGUGUAUGGUAAUAAAGCAACAGAAAGAUUCCCCAGGACUU